CCUCAUUGCUGAGCGCGCCGCGAAGGAAUAAUAAACGUGCGGAAAAUGCGCUGCGUUCUCAUUCAUUAGGCCGAGAGAAUAAAAUAUAACUCGUUCAGUUGUCUGCCAUUACCCCUUAUGUUUAUACCAAAGUAUUGAGUUCUCUGAGCCUCGCUCCUUGGCAAACGCUCUUUGCGCAUCUCGAUCUCACCGGGCAGCAUCGUCCGGUUUUCACAUUCAACCGCCUAACAUACGCUCACUAAGAUCGUCGUCAACUACCUAUCAUGACCGGCUUCAUCGAGGCUGGGGCUGUUAUUAGUCUGAUUUCAGGCGUCAUCUCGAUCACCGAGGCAACUAAAACGGUAUAUGAUGCCACCAAAGAUGCGAAAGGCCAGCCAGAUGCAUUUCGCCAGGUGGCUGCACGACUACCGCUAGUCAACGAUAUCCUCCAAAUCUCCAAAGAGAGGGUACAGACACUCGACAUGUCUGCACAGGACUCACUGAGACCCCUUCUACAGUCAUGCAAUAAGAAGGCUCAGGAUCUCCAGAAACUUUUCCAGAGGGUUAUUCGAAAGGAUGACGACAAGUGGUACGACCGAUAUAAGAAGGCCCUAGGUACACUAGGGAAAGGGGCUAAAGUGGAGUGUUUGAUGGAAGGGAUAUUGUUGGACAUCCAAGUGCUUGCAUGCGAGAGGCUUACGGGAGCCGUUACCAAUGCUCAAAUGAAGGAGCUUGAAGAGGCGAUCAAUGAAAUGGAGAAAAUGCCUACCUCUCUCCCGGACGAAGCUAGAAGUGUGCACCUAACACAUAGCGGCAGUGGUGAUAGCGUGUGUAUCGCUGACCAAGGGACCGCGAGCUUCCAUAAAGGAUCGGGAGAUAUAUAUGUAAUCAGUGGCGGGGCAACUAUUGGCCCCCCAAUCAAUCCAACUUCCCACAUUUCCAUAGAUAAUCAAAGUCAUCAAACCAACCUCCAGGUCGGGAACUUACUGAAGGAUCUGCGGGAGACAGAUCCCCGCCUUGACAAGAAGCGCAUUGAGGAAACCAAGGAAGGGCUAAUAGAGGACUCGUACCGCUGGAUCCUAGAAAACCUCGAGUUCCAACAGUGGCAUAACGAUCCGCAGAGCCAAUUGCUAUGGAUCAAGGGCGAUCCUGGUAAGGGCAAGACAAUGUUACUAUGUGGAAUCAUCAACGAACUGGAGAAGCCAAUGGCUGAGACACAUAUCCUGUCCUACUUCUUCAUCGAGGCCAUAGACUUGCGAAGCAACACCCCCACUGCUGUGCUCCGAGGUCUGCUGUAUAUGCUCAUUGACCAGCAGCCAUCGCUUUGCUCGCAUAUACUGAAGAAGUACGAGCAUGCUGGCAAGGCCCUCUUUGAGGAUAAAAAUGCCUGGGUUGCCUUAACUGAGAUAUUUACAAACAUCCUGCAGGACCGAAGCUUAAACGCCUACUUAAUUAUUGAUGCGCUGGAUGAAUGUAUAGCGGAUUUACCAAAACUGUUGCACUUUAUAGUCCAGACAUCCUCUAUAUCUUCUCGAGUUAAGUGGAUUGUCUCUAGUCGCAAUCGGCCUGACAUCGAGGAGUAUCUAAAGAUGGCUGGGCAAAAGGUAAGACUCUGCCUAGAACUAAAUGCAGAGUCUGUUUCUACAGCAGUUAGCGCAUUCAUCCAACACAGAGUGCUUCGGCUAGCAACAACGAAGAUGUACGACGACAAAACUCGAGACGCUGUAUUAGAAUAUCUAUCUUUGCAUGCGCACAACACCUUCCUCUGGGUAGCUUUAGUCUGUCAAAACCUUGAAGAGAUUUCACGAUGGAACGUCAUUAAAAGGUUGAAAGAAUUUCCACCUGGAUUGGAUUCUCUUUACAAGCGAAUGACAGAGCAGAUAUAUAAAUCAGACGAUGCUAGUCUCUGCAACCAAAUACUAGCUUUAAUAGCGACUGUAUACCGGCCAAUCACACUAAAAGAAUUGACAUCUCUUGUUGAGAUGCUUGACGAUAUCCGGGAUCAUCUUAAGUCGUUACGAGAUAUUAUUGGCCAGUGUGGAUCUCUCCUCACUAUUCGAGAUGACACUAUCUAUUUCGUACAUCAAUCCGCAAGGGACUUUCUAUUUACAGAUGCAUUUGAGAAAAUCUUCCCAUCUGGAAUAGAAGAGGCGCACUACACAAUCUACUCAAGAUCGCUUAAAGUUAUGUCAGAGAAGCUACACCGGGAUAUGUACAGCUUAAGUGCGUUUGGAUAUCCUGCUAGGAGCAUUGAACAGCGGGAUCCAGACCCAUUAGCAGCGUCACGCUACUCGUGUAUCUACUGGAUUGAUCACCUCCAAGCCUGGAAUGUCAACUGUUCUGGAAAUCAAAGAGUUGACCUGCAGGAUGGAGGCGCUGUCGACAGCUUUCUUCAGGGAAAGUACCUGUAUUGGCUCGAGGCUCUUAGCCUCUGCAAGAGUAUGCCGACUGGAAUUGUUUCAAUAACAAAACUUCAGUCAAUAGUUCAGCGACAAUCAGAUGCAUCAGGGUUAAUCGAACUCGUUCAAGACGCACGCCGAUUCACUAUGUAUCACAAGGGGGCAAUAGAGAACAUCCUACUCAAAGUCUAA
Lindgomyces ingoldianus is the source of this 2570-nucleotide messenger RNA. RefSeq lists its product as uncharacterized. The transcript has 6 exons. The record is from RefSeq and is a predicted model, not a curated record. Bases 264 to 2570 code for a protein of 768 amino acids. Lineage: Eukaryota; Fungi; Ascomycota; Dothideomycetes; Pleosporales; Lindgomycetaceae.